AUGUCCCUCCGUUGGCUGCUCUCACGCACCUUUGCGCUCCUUCUUCCACUUACAGUGACCGCCACUAUUUACCUCUAUCUCUAUCCAGUCUUCAACGGAUGCGCCUUUCCUCUACCACAGUCUGUCUCGCAGGCAAGCGAGAAGCAGCUAUACCAUAAUUCAGUGAUCAACACGCUUUUCCAACACCUCGGUGUUUCACCCUCAGACUCAAACAGUCAACCCGCCAUCUUUAGACUCCUGGUCCUCGCAGACCCCCAAUUGGAAGGCGACACCUCGCUCCCUUUCCCCGAAUAUGAAUUAUACCCCCGCAUGCAGACCCACUGGUGCGCCAUCCAAGAAGCAAUUGGCAACGCCUCCACUUCACCUCUACUGAACGAGGAUGUCCUCUCAAACAUCACAACCGGUCUUCGAACCCUCGCAACCGAAGACAUCCCACGCGCCUUCAGAUCAGGUCUGAAACGUAUCGACCUCUUUGGCAACGAUUACUACCUCGCGCACAUCUACCGCACCCUCUUUUGGUGGACCCGGCCGACACACACAACGGUGCUGGGCGACUUGGUGGGGAGCCAGUGGAUCUCCGACGACGAAUUCGCUUGGCGCGGACACCGGUACUGGAACCGCGUAUUCCGCGGCGGAGAGCGGGUCGACGACAACAUCACCAGGACUGGUGCUGCGGGUUGGAGCCAGGGCGAAGGCAGCAAUGCGCCGCCAUUGGAACCCCUGGGCGCGGAUCGGGCCUGGGCCAGGCGCGUGAUCAAUGUCGCGGGGAACCAUGAUAUUGGAUAUGCGGGGGAUAUCAGCGAGGCGCGGAUGGAACGUUUUGAGCGUGUCUUUGGCCGUGCGAAUUGGGAUGUGCGGUUCGAACACCCGCCUAUCUCGUCUGCUUCUGCCGGAGACCAGGUUGUUACCCCUACUCUGCACCUGAUUAAUCUCAAUUCCCUCAUGUUCGAUACCCCCGCGCUUUCUGCGGAGGUCCAGAGCCAUACGUAUUCUUAUCUGAACGAUCUAAUCGCCGAUCGACUCUCGCCGGUCGAGGAUCGGUCGGCUUUUACUUUACUUCUAACACAUCUACCCCUGCAUAAGGAAGAUGGUGUGUGCACGGACGGACCAUAUUUCUCAUUCCGCGAUUCUGACGACCAGGAUGGUCCCGACGGUGUGCCCCGGUGGCUUGACGGUGGUCUCAAGGAGCAGAACCAUCUCAGCGAUUCACUAAGUGCGAAUGGGGUCCUGCAAGGCAUAUUUGGGCUGAGCGGCGACAAGAAUGCGCUUGCUGGUGGGCAGGGCCGGAAUGGGCUCAUUCUUACAGGGCAUGACCACCCGGGCUGUGAUGCUAUUCAUUUCGUCAACCGCACUGAAACAACCAACGACGACGGCGAGUCUCGAGCUUGGAAGUGGGAUGUGAAGCGCUUCGACGAGAGCCAGCACACCGAUGACCCUUCUAUCCGGGAGGUGACCCUCCGCUCAAUGAUGGGAGAGUUUGGUGGUAAUGCCGGUCUCCUUUCAGCGUGGUUUGAUGAGGUCGCUGGAGAGUGGAGCUAUGAGAUCACUAUGUGUCCAGCUGGUGUGCAGCAUAUCUGGUGGGCGGUUCAUAUCCUCGUAUUAGUGACGCUAGGUGUGGCUCUGCUUUGGUUCUUAUCUGGCGAUGCUCAGGCGAAGACGGCUGUUCGGAAAGUCCAGCCAGAACAUAAGACGCAGAAUGGACGGAAGAAAUAA
Penicillium expansum is the source of this 1713-nucleotide messenger RNA. RefSeq lists its product as uncharacterized. Gene Ontology annotation, biological process: GPI anchor biosynthetic process. The transcript has a single exon. The record is from RefSeq and is a predicted model, not a curated record. The coding region runs from base 1 to 1713 and encodes 570 amino acids. NCBI's taxonomy places the organism in Eukaryota, Fungi, Ascomycota, Eurotiomycetes, Eurotiales, Aspergillaceae. Gene Ontology annotation, cellular component: endoplasmic reticulum.